Molecule: messenger RNA, 2596 nt
Organism: Strongylocentrotus purpuratus (purple sea urchin)
Lineage: Eukaryota; Metazoa; Echinodermata; Echinoidea; Camarodonta; Strongylocentrotidae
Gene: rab23
Product: ras-related protein Rab-23
Exons: 6
Coding region: 525-1226 (233 amino acids)
Molecular function (GO): GTPase activity; GTP binding
Source: RefSeq, a predicted model, not a curated record
ACUGUCACGUGAUUAAUAAGUCAGAUCGCAAGAAUGCCGACGAAGUCCCGAAACUGACACAGUUUAGGACAGUUUUUCACAGGAAAUCUCGAGGUUAUAGAAAGACAAUUUGGAAAUUCAUGGUUAAGAACAAUUGAACUCUUCAGUUUCAUGUGCUACCAUUGCAAACCCUUGGAAAGAUCAUCACAUGAACUGGAAAUCUAUCCACUCUAAGAUGAGCCCAAGGUGAAAAGCUGUUCCAGGGCACCCACAGUUUAAGAAAGAAGCUUUCAUUCUUGAAGCUCACCUCACCCUAAAAACAUCCUUCAACUUUCUCCAACCAGUCAAGAACUUAGCGGCUCUUUUGAACACAGUUGUGUGACUAACAGGAGGCUUCGCUGAGACAUCCUGACUUGAUUCAUUAAUCAAGUCAUCCAAUCAGGUUCUUUGACAUUCUAAACCUGAUCAAAUCCACCAAUCAGAAACCUGCCUGUGUUUGAAGUGACCAAUCAGGGACUUUCCUGUGUUUGAAUUAGCCAAUCAGCAUGAAGGAAGAGGACAUUGAGGUAGCCAUCAAGGUAGUGAUUGUGGGGAAUGGAGCGGUGGGCAAAUCCAGUAUGAUCCAGAGAUAUUGCAAAGGCAUCUUCACAAAAGACUAUAAGAAAACCAUAGGAGUGGAUUUCCUAGAAAGACAAAUAGAAUUCAAUGAUGAAGAUGUACGGUUGAUGUUAUGGGACACAGCAGGUCAGGAGGAGUUUGAUGCUAUCACUAAAUCAUAUUACAGAGGUGCCCAGGCAGGUGUAUUAGUCUUCUCCACAGUAGACAGAGACUCAUUUGAAGCUAUUGAUAAAUGGAGAGUAAAGGUCGAAGAUGAAGUCGGAAACAUUCCUCUUGUCCUUGUACAAAACAAGAUAGACUUGGUAGAGCAAGCAGUACUAGAACCAGAAGAAGCGGAAGCCUUAGCGAAGAGGAUGAAGCUCAGAUUCUACCGGACGUCGGUCAAAGAGAACCUGAACGUAGAGGAUGUGUUUCGCUACUUGACAGAGAGGUACAUUGAGAGGAUACAUUCAACAGAACCUGAAGAUAACUCAACGAUAAGUGCCAAGAUUGGAAUAUUCAACACAUCUACCACCCCUUCAAUGCAGAGUGAGAAAAACGGCAACGAUAGCAAUCCGACGAUACAGCUGAAACCAAUGAAGCAACGAACAAAGGGCAAGAAGAGUGCCUUGAAAUGUUCUUUACUCUGAGGAAGACUCCCCUCCUAGAAACAUGUAGAUAAGAUUUAUUAGAUUGGUACCGGUAUGUGUGUGUAUGAUAUCAAGGUCUGGUAGCAUGUGUAUCAGGUGACCUACACUACAUGUGUCAGGUGACUAAGAUAUGAAUCAGGUGACCAGCAUGUACAUAUAUCAGGUGAUUACCUUGUACAUGUUUCACAUGGCCUACAUAUACUGUAUCUGUAUAAGGUGACAUGAAUGGGUUGUGAUUACAAUUUAUUUUAUUAGGUAGAAUACGAUGUGUAUUGGAAUGAGAGGAUUCGUCAGUUGUUUUUACUGACGUAGAUAUGCAUUAUAGAUUGUGGCGAGAGAAGAUUAAAAAAGAUUUGGAGUAGUAGUGACCCAAUAUAACUCCAAUAUAAUACAAUUAUCCUGAAUAUGAUGAUUUCUUCAUUUCUCUUAUGUGAUGGAAAGCAUGGCAUGGAAUUGAUUAUUUGUUCACAAGAUUAGUUAAUUGUUAUGCUCUCAGCAAUCUUGUGCAUCUUUCACCUCAGAUAAACAUGAAAUUUAUCACAAAGGCAUAUAUCUCUCUUUCAAUAUAUGAAUUUUUAAAUGUAGUAUGCUCAGGUGUGUCUCCUCUAAUUGUUAUAUGCCAAUUUCUUCAGUUCACGUAUAUUUUCUAAGUACCGGUAGAUUUCAUCUCACAUAUUAAUAUCUACAAGCCAGGAACAGGCCUUUCUCCCCAUGUGAAGUAGAGUGCCACUAGAAACUAUAAACCGCUUUGGAGAAACAUGUACACUACACUGUCUGCAUAAAACUGUAAAACCCAUUGAGAGAAAUGCUGGAUUAGUGUUCAUAAAGUUAUGUUAUCAUUAUUCAUCUAUGCACCAGCGAUACAUUCUAUGAUGCACAGGUGGAUGUAUUCUUUUCAAGUGGGCAAACAAAAAGGUUUUCAUGAACUUGCACCUCCUUCACUUUAGCUGUGAUUAGUUUUAAAUGAGCAAAAGGUGGGACUUCUCUAGGAUUGAAAGAUCUAUGGAUUUUUGGGGUCAUUUUUACAAGUACUAUCCCUGAACUGGUAUAUUACUAAGAUCAUUACAUGUAGAUCUCUUUGGGCACCUGCAUUUAGCAAGGAAUUUUUUUUUGGUUCCUCUUUUGUCUCUGCAACACAGAACGUGUUUGUUAUAUUGUAACAAAGUUAUGAUUUUCAUAUACAACUUGCUAUUUUGUACUGCUACAUGUAUGUAUGUGUACCUGUAUUUGUACUAACCCUUGUGUUAUCAGUUUCUUUUUUAUAUUUAGACAAAGAUAUUUAUCAUAGUAUUCAAUUAUUAUAUUCCGUAUUUGUUUACAUUUGUAUGAUCUGUAAGAUUUGCUUGAUUUUGCUUUGACUAAAUUGGAAU